Molecule: messenger RNA, 936 nt
Organism: Letharia columbiana
Lineage: Eukaryota; Fungi; Ascomycota; Lecanoromycetes; Lecanorales; Parmeliaceae
Exons: 2
Coding region: 1-936 (311 amino acids)
Source: RefSeq, a predicted model, not a curated record
AUGACUUCGACGGCUACGUUCACGCAAAUGUCCACUCGCACGGAUGGCAGGUCCACCGUGCAUAGCCACUCGAUCGACCAUUGGUCACCAACACGCGACCGAUUUUCACUGCGCCAUCAUUACUCAUCACCUGAUAAAUACUCGCCAAACAAAAGGCAGCAUUGCGACAGCGACCGGGACUACCCUCGAGAAGAUGCUGCUCUUCAUGUAAUCCAAAAUCGCGCCAUAGCGAGGCUGAGAUCGUCUACUGCGAGUGCCAUCUCAAGGGAUUCUAUCAGUAGUUACCAGUCACGUACGUACAAUCCCAAUAACCCUAUUGACAAAAAAAGCCGGUCCAGAGCCGAUUUCGAGAUACUGGAAAUUCGAAACUAUCCGCUUCCGCGUAUGAAGGAUAUCAGUGCGACUAUAUGUUGCCGGUUUCCUAAGGAAGAGUUCAAUCUUGGAACGAUCAUAAAGGCUCCCAUUCAUGAAGAAGACUUCAAGUGGACACCUCGGCCCCUGUCAGUGGAAGCGUCGGAAACCGCCGAUGAACAAGGAAGAUACUCUCACUCCGGAAUGUCAACACCACGGACUACACCCAACAAAAGGCGGCACAUCACCUUUUCAAAUUGGAACGAUCCAAUCUAUACAGAAAUGCGUUUCAUGAUUGUCGUAGCCUUGUUUUACGACCACUAUCUCGCCAUUCCUCUUUACACUCACGGAGGCAACGGUCUCGCUCACAAAGAUAAUAAAUGGGAGUACGCAUCCAUCGAGGAUUACCGCGAACCAAGGUCUCUUCAGGAGGCUGGGUUUCUGCUGCAUACCGAGUACCUGAAGCCCGAUUUCUCGCGCAAAUACACUUUGCCAGUCGCGCCUCAAGGGCGUCUGCGAGAAGACUCAAAGAACGUUCUUGUGAAACUCUUUGGCCAAUACAUGCUGGGAAUGAAGCCUGAGUAG